Molecule: messenger RNA, 1674 nt
Organism: Parascedosporium putredinis
Lineage: Eukaryota; Fungi; Ascomycota; Sordariomycetes; Microascales; Microascaceae
Source: the annotation of a GenBank genome assembly
AUGCGUGAUGUUGAAACCGUUGCUCUUUCCCGAGCUUCAGGGAUUCGUGUCUUGAAGAUCCAGGCGCGACUUUCCUUCCAUGCACCAUGGCUCAACGAUAUCCGUCUCUUCUCGUUGUCGCCGUCAGACCUUGAACGACGUCUCCGACUCGCCUCCUUCUGGUGGAAGGGCCCAAAAGCAAGCCAACCCUACCGGAAGAGACCUCUCGCGUUCCGCCAGGCCCCCAUACUAUGCAAGCCGUCCCACGGUAGCAAGCACACUACGGGCCUCCCCCAAACAGAGGCAAGCGAGGAGUCAGAGCCCCAGGCUCGGUGCAGAACCUCCGCAGCAGGUCCCGGCGGCAGCAUAGAUGGAACCGACAUAUCUAGCAAGCCUUCACUAGAAUCCUACGAGUUCUCGGACGCCCAUGCCGCUGCAAACGCCCCGCUAGGUCACUACCGAGGACCGACCCCAAAGACGGUGGAUGAGAUCCGAGAGGCGUACUUUGCUACAAAAGGCCUGAGCCUUUCGAGCAUCAAGGAAUGGGAGUGGCACUGCCUCAAUGCCGACAUGGGGGCUCUGGCCAUCGCAGCCAAGAGCAGAGCAAUAAACGGGGAGAUUACUGGAUACGAUGAAAACGAUGGGUUUUCGGGUUCGGCCGCAACUUGCGGCACGCUGAAGCUGUGGUUGCUCUCCCAGGCAAAAUUCAAUGAACUAAAAACUAUAGAACUCUGGGCCCGUUUGACAACCCCUUCGUGGGCCUCCGGGAUCAGAAGAGAUGGUGAUACACGCUUUGAUAAUGACGACAACGGAACUGCUUCCUUUGGCGGUCCCGGCGAUUAUAGCAUCGAGGACACUCCCGCCGUGGACAGGCCACGAGGUGCGGCUAUUAGACAUCUGGAUGCGGCUCAAGUCGACGCGAGAGUUCCCGCAGUCCAGACAAGACUCCUCCGCAGCGUAUUGGGUGCCACUCUAAAGCGCGUUGGCUCGAGCCUCUACGGCUACAGGAUCAAAGCCAAGGGUGCCCGGAAAUCUAUGAACUCGGAAUCGAGCCAGUUACCCAUGUGGCAAGGCCGGUGGUCAGGGGAUGGAGAGGAUGGUGAUGAAGAAGGAGAUGGCAACGGCGACAACGGGGGGCUCCGUCAGCAGCUGGACGAUAAACUGGCGCUUUGCGAUGCGGUUAUCCGGGACCUCAGAAAGAGCGGGAAAUUAGUGAAAGAGGCCAAAUCCGAAUGCAAUACAUUACGAAGAGGUUUCUUGGCGCUUCAAGAGGCCCAGGAGCAUGCGAGCCCUACCCGGUCCGAAAUGGAUGGUAUGUUUGAGAGGCUCACUUGCUCGGAAAGGAAUUUGAAGCGAUACAAGUUUAAAUCAAGGCUUUUCGAUUCGCUCUGCCAAGAGAUAAAGAUGAUGCCCUAUCAUAUAGAAAGCGCCGAGGUAGCAAUUGUAUACUUUGACGCACUGAGAAGCUGGGUCAAGAUGAAAGAGAAGGCAGUUUCCCGUGAGUGGGGUAUGUGCGGCUCGGGACCGGCUCGCACAGGUCUCUCAAGAGCUGCCUUGUCCUCGGUUGGGGAAGACGGGGGGACGGAUUCGUUGGAUUCACCGGGGACGUCGCUCGAGUACUCCUCCUCAAUUGAUGAGGGCGGUUACGAUGGAGCUGGUGAGGAGGAGGAAAUGGUGGCGUUGGACGCCUUCUGA